Messenger RNA from Didymosphaeria variabile, 1488 nucleotides. RefSeq lists its product as uncharacterized. Bases 1 to 1488 code for a protein of 495 amino acids. Gene Ontology annotation, cellular component: mitochondrion. NCBI's taxonomy places the organism in Eukaryota, Fungi, Ascomycota, Dothideomycetes, Pleosporales, Didymosphaeriaceae. The record is from RefSeq and is a predicted model, not a curated record. The transcript has a single exon. Gene Ontology annotation, biological process: glycerophospholipid biosynthetic process.
AUGCCUGCUUUCGACGACUCUGACUUUGGCGUGAACACGCCUGUUGCUCCCGUCAAGACCAACGGCAGUGCCAAUGGAACUACCAAUGGCUCUUAUCAGGAGACGCUCAGCAUUCCCGCUGAUGCCAACGGCCAGGGACAUACCUCAAUCGAAGUCCCUGCAACCCGUUCCUCAAUCUCCGAUGCCUCCGCCUACAUGCACAAUCUGUCACUGUCGCCCAGUAUGAGGGAUCGUCGCGGAUCAAGAAACUCUUUCGGUGCUUCUCUUCCCAUCCCUCGCUCAAAGCGUCAGUCACGGCUCUCCAGCGUGCACUAUGCCGAGGGCGGAAAGCCCACACGCCCUGGAAUGCCCCCGAUCCAGCCUACACGAGACAUCUUGGCUGCUCAAGUCCAAGACUUGAGCGGCGAGAAGGUCAAGGCUGCCAAGGACAUGGCAUUCGUGUUCGACAUUGACGGUGUGCUCGUUCACGGUGACCGUUUGAUCCCAGAGGGCAAGCGUGUCCUUGAGAUCCUCAACGGCGAUAACGAGCUCGGCAUCAAGAUCCCCCACAUCUUCCUCACCAACGGCUCCGGAAAGAUCGAGACCCAGCGUGUUGCUCAACUCAGCAAGAUCCUUCACAACCCCAUCUCCACCGAGCAGUUUAUCCAGUCGCACACGCCCAUGCGUGCCUUGGCCGAGUACUACAAGACCGUCCUUGUCGUCGGUGGUGAAGGCUACAAGUGCCGCGAAGUCGCCGAGGAGUACGGCUUCCAAGAUAUCGUUGUUCCCAACGACAUUAUCGCCUGGGAUCCAACCAUCGCCCCCUACCGAGUCUUCACUGAGGAGGAGCGCAAGACCAGCCGUCCCCGUGACUUCAACAAGACCAACAUCGACGCCAUCAUGGUCUUCUCCGACAGCCGUGAUUACGCUACCGACAUGCAGAUCAUCAUGGAUCUUCUGCAGUCUGAGGACGGUCGCUUCGGCACCCGUGCCAAGGACCCCGUCUCCCAGCGCAUCCCCAUCUAUUUCUCCCAAGGUGACUUGCUCUGCCCUACCGAGCACCCUUUCCCUCGCAUGUCGCAAGGUGCCUUCCGCAUCGGUCUGGAGGCCAUGUACAAGGCCCUCACCGGCGUCGAUCUCGAGCGUGUCGUCUACGGCAAGCCCGAGCUUGCCACCUACAAGUACGCCGAUGAGGUCAUCACCUCGUGGAUGGACACCAUCCACAACGAGGAGAAACUGCCCAAGAACGUCUACAUGAUCGGCGAUAAUCCCGCCUCCGACAUCAUCGGCGGCAACAUGUACGGCUGGAACACGUGCCUCGUCCGCACCGGUGUGUACCAGGGCGAGGGCAACGACAAAGAGAACCCGGCCUCCUUCGGCGUCUUCAAGAACGUGCAAGAGGCCGUGCAGACAGCCAUCAAGAAGGAGUUGGGUGAGGAGUUCAGAUUCCAGUUUGACGAGUCGAUUAACCCCGUGCUUCACGGCAAUGGGGUCUCGGCUAUUGAGUAA